GUAGACAGCCUCCAUCCUCCAUAGUCAUCUGUUGUUCGUCGUCGGCAUUGCCAUCGACACCGCCGCAGGAAUGGAUUCCGUCCUCGUCCCCACGGUAAUUCCCACGGUAAUCCCCACAUGGGGGAGGGACUGGCUCUACAAACAGAGGUCACGGGGUGUUACCUCUCGGCGGGAGUGGCAUCGAACGGUUUGUAUUUUCUUCUAUGGCAGACACAUCGCAAAAGAAAAGGGGGGAAAAGAAAAAGAAAAGAAAGAAAGAAAGUAAAGAAGAAAAGCAAAGGACACAGGUAUCACGCUUUAAUUCAUCAAGUCAUCGCCCAUCCGCAUCGUUGUAGUUGUCGUCGUUGUCGCCGCAGUCAUCCCUCUAAAACGGGCCAAACCCUCCAUCGAAGCCGCCGCCGCCAAAGUCGGGUCCGGGGGGGCCGUCGAAGUCAUCUUCCAAGGCCUCGAUGCCCUCGCCCAGGAGGAGGCCGCCCAGCAGCCCACCCCGACGCCGAGAGCGGCCGCCCCCAUCUUCCCCAUGCCCUUCUUUUUCUUCUGGGUGCGGGGGGGCUGCUGGUCGUACUGGGCGGGGUACUGGUUGCCGUACUGCGCCGGGUACUGCUGGGUGGGGUACUGCUGGGUGGGAUAGGCGUACUGCUGUGGGUAGGGGUUGUUUUUGUAGCCGUAUUGGGGCUGGGGGGGGUAGGUUCCGUAGGCAGCCUGCGCGGGGGGGCGCGGGGAGGCGCGGAACUGGCGAUCGCGGGUCUUGGAGGAGGAGGAGGAGGGCCGGUCGGCGGCGGCGGCGCUGGCCUCGUAGCUGGGGGGGGGACCGGACGGGGGAGGCGCCUGGCCAUCGGGCUGGGCGGGUCGGUCGGGGCGAUCCCACUGGGAGCGACCGGUGUGGAGGUUCACGAAGUACCACUCCUGGUAGCGGUCAUCGAACUCGGGCUUCCAGCCAUCGGGCACGCGCGGAGGAGGGGGGGUUGGCAUGUUUGCAGUGGUGUGGAGGUGAUAGUGCAAAUGAUGUGGUUGAGAUGAUGAUGGGGAGGUGUGGUGAUGAGAGGAGGGGAAGUUGGAUGGAGGAUGGAGGAUGGUGGAUGGCUCCCCUAAAUAUAUACC
This is a messenger RNA of Aspergillus heteromorphus CBS 117.55, 1101 nucleotides long. RefSeq lists its product as uncharacterized. NCBI's taxonomy places the organism in Eukaryota, Fungi, Ascomycota, Eurotiomycetes, Eurotiales, Aspergillaceae. The coding region runs from base 118 to 1020 and encodes 300 amino acids. The record is from RefSeq and is a predicted model, not a curated record. The transcript has a single exon.